AUGAUGUCUUCGAAUUCUUCGUCUACUCAACAUCCUUUGGGUUUGUCGAUUGAGGAAUUAUUUGCACUUGAUCGUCAAUAUCGUCGUAUUGAACAACAACAACAUUUACAACAACUUCAACAACAAGCUCAAGUAAGGCAAAAUACAUUAAUUUCAAAUUUAAGUCGUCAUACAGCGCGAUCAUCAGAUGCCAUACUCUCAAACGAUCGCCCUAGUUCGACGACAGCACGAUUAUCUGGUACAAAAACAAAUAUUCAACAACAGCGACCUCCUCCUCUACGCUAUGAACAACUACCAUCACUGGAAAUACAUGGACAAGGAUUUAGAGGUGGACAUCAUGAAAUGACAACCACAAAAUCGUCGCAUGAGAAUUAUACAACCGCUAAACCGUUUUGGAAAGAUCGACCCGAUUAUCAUACAAAGCCUCCAUCUCUUCAAGUCAAUUCAUCGUAUCGUACUCAACAAUCACGUGAAGAACCACAACAUUAUCAACGUUCUCAUUCUAUCGAUCAACUAGUCGAUUAUCGUCAUCGAGAUAAUAUAUUACCAUCACAGUACACUACAAAUGUCGAUCCAUCUCGAACACUAUACGGUACAAGGACAAUUGGUAGUGCACAACAUCAGAAUCUAAUAACAACCAGUGCUAUUGAUGCAACGCCACGAAUCCUAUCGGCACGAACUUCUCGUAUGCCAUCGACUGCUGUGUCUUCAACUAAUUUUGGACAAUCAAAUACUACAAAUUCGGAUCCACGAAAUAUUUAUUCAAAUCGUUCUCAAUGGGCGAAUAUGAGUUCUAAUGGGAGAUUAUCCUCAACACCUUUGGCAAAUACAAUGAUUAUCAAAGAAGGUAUCAUACCAUCGUCAACAUCGAAUGCAAUGUCGAAUCAUCAUCCUUACUCUCAUUUUUCUACAUUCAUCUAUGAUUCACCUUCCCACAUCUACGAAAUGCAUGGUGGUGACAAUCGUUCAUCAUGUAAAUUACGUCGUCAACCUCCCAUAAAACGUGAAUCAUCACGAAAAAUCGUUGUUCGUCCAGUUAUACAAAGACGACGAGCACCAUCACUAAGUAGUUCCUGCGAAUCACUCGAUGAAGACAGACAAGUUUCACCAACGAAAACAAAGAUACAAGCUUAUAACUCAUUAAACGAUCGAACAAAUUUAGAAAAUAUCCGUCAAUCUUCUACGAAUGAUGGACCAACAACAACCACUCUAGACUCAAUAGUUUCAAAUCGUUUCAGCAAUCAAAACCAGACCACCACUAGAUCUCCCAUUCAGUCUUCUCAGAAUCUGAAUAGUGAGGAUCGUCCAUUGAACGUCAACAAUGUUCUAGUGAAUGGUACAAAUACGAUUUGUGACGAUGUUUCGGAUACUGAAAAUAAUCAUAAAUCUCAUUUGACAGACAAUGAUUCUGAAGACAGCGCAAUCGAUUUAAAUUUGUACGAACAACGUCUUCAUAUUGGAAAAUCUUAUGAUACAAAUGACAUAAGUGUACAAUUAGAAGGACCAAAAAUUAUGGUACAUUGUCAUACGAUCGAGCCGACGGAUAAACGGGGUAAUUAUCGUAAACAUGAAUUUAAAACUGAAAUAUUCAUACCCGAAGUAGUGGAUGAUGAAACAAUUGUCUCGUAUUUGACUGAAGAUGGAAUAUUGAUUGUCGAAGGAAAAUAUCAACCAUGGGCAUGGGAAGCAAUUAAAAAACAGAGAAUUUUGGAAAAACAAAGUCAGACAAAACAGUCCUCAGUGUCAUUAUCAUCUGAUUUACUCCGAAGUUCCUCUAAUCCAGUAUUAUUAAAUAAUCAGAAUGAAACAAAUAAUGUAACAAGAAGUGAAGUAGACUUGGAGAAAAAAAUGACAAUAGUCAAGAACACUCGACAACCGCCAGCAUCACCACCACCUCCUCCUCUCUUACCGUUACUCAUAUCUAAAACAAAUAGCAAUAAAUUUCCCACACAAAUUAAUAAUAAUUAUCAUUAUUUUUCAUCUUCAUCGUCUACUGAGAAUAAAAAACAGGAAAAACCUUUCACUAUGACGUCAAAUGUCGAGCAUGAUCAAUAUAUAAACAAUAGUUCAUUUUUGGUGAAUCGUAUUGAGUCGAUCGGGAAUAAUCGAACAAUUAUUCACGUCGGACUACCUGCGCUGAACACACCACUUACAACUAAUACGUCAACAUCAACAGAUGAUAACGAUCAUACACAAAGUGUUAAACGUGUUAGUGAUAUAAUUAAUCGCUUUAAUAACAUUGCUACUCAAAGUUCAUCUCAACAAUCUUCUACGCUACAACAACAAUACACAAAUCGAAACAUAAAUAAUAAUAACAAUCAACAUGAGAUAAAUGAUCAAGAUAAUUUUAAUAAUGGAGAACAUCAACAACAAGAUGAAACGUUAACAGAUGGAUACCAUUGCUUCACUUAUGAUAAAGAUAGAACACUACAACUAAUUUACUACUUCAAACUACCAUUUGAAACACCUCUCGAUCAUAUUCGCGUACAAACGGAACAUAAUUCAUUAAAAAUUUUAAUCGAACAACAAGAAAGAGAUGACGGAAAAAUCAUUGUUCGUUCAACAUCGCGUCUAUGUCGACUACCCAAAGGUUAUCUUUACGACUAUGAACAACUGAGAGUGCUCUUUCUACAAGAAAACUUUAUUAAAAUUGAAUUGCCAUUACAACGAUCAUUGACAUCAGAAUCAACGACUAGGAUAGAUCAACAUCUGAUAGCUCAGAUGAGCAAGGAUACAACAGUAAGUUAA
Didymodactylos carnosus is the source of this 2748-nucleotide messenger RNA. The record is from the annotation of a GenBank genome assembly. NCBI's taxonomy places the organism in Eukaryota, Metazoa, Rotifera, Eurotatoria, Philodinida, Philodinidae.